This is a messenger RNA of Eucalyptus grandis, 1493 nucleotides long. Its product is annotated as transcription factor NAI1. The record is from RefSeq and is a predicted model, not a curated record. Gene Ontology annotation, molecular function: protein dimerization activity. Lineage: Eukaryota; Viridiplantae; Streptophyta; Magnoliopsida; Myrtales; Myrtaceae.
UCCGCUUCAUAAUAUGUAUCACCCUCAACAGAUGACAAACCCCUUCGAUUUCCCUCUCGACGAUUUUGGCUUCAACCUCUUCUCUUCAGAGAUGGACUCCCCUCAUGCACUGUGGGAUCCGGAAACGAUGCGAGCUCUCAUGGAUCCGCGGGUCCAAGCUGCUCCGACAAUCAUGGAGAGGCCAAUGAAGAAGCUGAAGACUGAGAUCCGGAGCAACACUUGCUCGCCUGAAACAAACAUAGCCCCGAGAACAGUGAUGUGCUCGCCAUCGUCAAGUCCCCAGUUGAUAUCUUUUGGGAGAUUGGAUCUGUCCCCAGUCGAAUCACAGCAGCAUUACGGUUCUCAUGAGAUCCGAGAUUGUCAAAAAGAGAUGAAGAGAGAUGGGGCAAUGAGUCGAUCAACUUUACAUACGCAAGAACACGUGAUUGCAGAGAGAAAGCGGCGCCAGAAGCUUAGCCAGAACUUCAUUGCUCUCUCUGCCAUCAUACCUGGCCUUAAAAAGAUGGACAAAGCAUCGAUCCUCGGCGAUGCAAUCAAGUAUAUGAAACAGCUUCAAGAACGCGUCAAGAAACUCGAGGAAGAGGUGGCAAUUAGGACUGUGGAAUCGGUUGUGAUUGUAAAGAAGUCUCAGGUCUUGGCAGAUGAUGAUAUGUCAUUAGAUGAGAACUUUUAUAACCAAUUCGAGCCGACUCCGGAGAUCGAAGCGAGAGUCUUGGAUAGAUAUGCUCUUUUUCGAAUCCAUCACGAGAAACGAAAGGGAUAUACGACAGAGAUACUUAGCGAAAUAGAGAAGUUGAAUCUAUCUGUUCUCAAUAGCAGUGUGUUACCGUUUGGGAGUUCCAUGCUGGAUAUGACAAUUGUAGCUCAGAUGGACGUUGGAUUCUGCAUGAAAGCUGAGGAUCUCGUCAAGAAUCUACGCCAAUCUCUUCUCAAGAUUACAUAAUCAAUCAACAUCAUCUUCGUUCUUUUAUUUUCAAAAGCCUCUUCUAAUUUUUGCUUUCGUCAUUCGGAAGUUAGCUACUCUUUGCCCCCAAAUAGAGUGUUUCCGGAGCUUAUGAGGGAAUACCUUUGAGUCUCUCUUGACCAAACCACCAGCUUGCCGCACGAAAGGUCUUGUUUUGACUACGAGUUUCUAUUUUGCUAGUGGGUUUUUUUUUCCUUCUGUUUUUGCAUGGUCGGCAUGUUUGACCAUGUUGAAAUUUAACCCGCGAGUUGUAUAUGAAAUUUUUAGUAUAUUUUUUGAAGGGUCUUUUCCUUUUUAGAGGUUCGACUUUUCAAUGAAGCCUCUUUCUUUCACUCUAAUUGCAAGUGGAAAUGGGCCUUGCUCAGUGAGACGAAUCAGAACUUUUUUCUCUCCCCAGGUUGGAUGCUCAGUCUUUUUGAGCCUUGUGCACUUCUUAGAAGCAAUCUGUAUUCACCAGUUGAUAUUUGUUGUAAUUAAAGUAAAUAAAUGAUUGUGGUAUCUUCUUGUUGUAUAUGGAGAGUUAAGUUCA